Lachancea thermotolerans CBS 6340 is the source of this 4560-nucleotide messenger RNA. RefSeq names its product Iqg1p (gene IQG1). Gene Ontology annotation, molecular function: actin filament binding; GTPase activator activity; calmodulin binding. Gene Ontology annotation, biological process: mitotic actomyosin contractile ring assembly actin filament organization; regulation of GTPase activity; regulation of actin cytoskeleton organization. Gene Ontology annotation, cellular component: cytoplasm; mitotic actomyosin contractile ring. The transcript has a single exon. The coding region runs from base 1 to 4560 and encodes 1519 amino acids. Lineage: Eukaryota; Fungi; Ascomycota; Saccharomycetes; Saccharomycetales; Saccharomycetaceae. The record is from RefSeq and is a predicted model, not a curated record.
AUGACAUCAGUUAACGGAUCACCGAGUCGAGGCAAAAAUCCCUUUAUCGAAAGAUAUAUGGCAAGUUUAGGAGAGGGGACCGAAGCAGCCUCUAAAUCAGUAUCCCCCACCAAGCACUAUCCGCCUGUCGGCUCCCCUGCUCGAAGCAAAGUAGUGGACAAGGAAAACGUUGUGGAUCGCAAGUCUAAGAAAUCAAGUUUAUUACGAGCAGCAGCAGAAAGCCCCCUUAAGCCCAUCCCGCCCUCGAAGCAAAACUCUGGGACCCUUGCUCAUAGUUUCAAUCCCAAGGGAACUGAAACGCCUAUAAAAAAAUCGACAGCGGCGACGAUUGUGUCGACCACUUUUGAUGUCACAAGUCUUUCAAAGAAAGAUGCCAAGUACUAUGAGUUUUUAUGUCGUGUGAAGGAAGCCAAAGAAUGGAUUGAAGCUAUAAUUGAAGAGAAACUUCCCUCCGAGUUGGACCUUGCAACAGGAAACAGUCUCCGGGAUGGUGUCUACCUAGCCAAGCUCACGCAAAAGAUUGAGCCAGGACUUGCUCGUAAGAUAGUGCCCUCCGGAAAUACCCUUCAGUUCACCCACACCCAGAAUAUUAACUCUUUCUUUCGUCUUGUGGAGAGUGUCGGUGUUCCCGACCUAUUCAGAUUCGAACUUACGGACCUUUAUGAAAAGAAAAACAUUCCCCAAGUGUUCGAGACUUUGCAUGCCUUGGCGAAUGUCAUUAACAGCAAAUGGCCUGGAAAAGCUCCUGAAAUUCAGAAUUUGAGUGGGCUUUGUUCUUUCUCCAACGAUGACUUAAAAACCUGCCAAAGAAGGCUUCCCAUGAUCCAUAACUUCAGAUCUUUCAAAUCGACAAAGCCUUCUACGGCUAGUGGUACCUCGGAGCUUCCCUCAGGCUUACUCGCGGCCCCUACGAUCUCAUCAGUAGAGGACACCCCUGUUAAGAUACCAAAGCUGAGCGUGCCAUCGGAAGAGCCCAAAACUCCUGAAAAGCAGUGCGAGAUUUCAAAAACUCCGUCACCCGCCAGCCAUAAGUCAGAACAACAGGAUCAUAAGACUCCAAGCUUAGCUAAUACUUUAACAGAUACAGCUCCGCUCUUAAAGUUUGAUAUGCGCAGCAGCCCCGCAAAGUCCCUGUCCUAUUACUCACCUAGGAUUUACAGGCAUUUGUCAUACAGAACAGCUUCCCCAGACAUUUAUUCAUCAAGGCUCUCAACGGACCCUUAUGAUCCCGAUUAUUAUAAUACGCUGAAGUAUACAACGCCUGAAUAUUCUCCGAUAAGGAGAAAAAGAAUGACUGAACUGGAAUUCUUGGAUUCUGUUUCAAGCCUCCAGGCAAUUUGCAGAGGAGUCAACACAAGAUUUGGCUUAACCCUAAUGCAACGAAAAGUUGACAUGGUAGUCAAGAACCUAACCCUGUUGCAAGCGCGCGCCAGAGCUGGUUUGGUCAGGUCACCCUUCAAACAAAAGCUGCAAUCAGAGGCAUCUCCGGGCAGCAAGUCUUCCAUUGGGUGUCUUCAGGCCACAAUUCGGGCAAACCAAGUGAGGGAAAAGAUAUUCAGGCUCCGAGUGCGCUUGUUAAGGGUUGAAGAAGAGGUGACUUCCAUACAAUCACUUGCACGUGCUGCAAUAGUAUUCAGGCGUGCUAAGGCUACACUCGAAAGGCACUCGAUGAUUACUGAGCCUUUAAUAGAACUCCAGGCCUAUGCAAAGGGCUUGAGGCAAAGAGAUAUACUACGCCAGACAAAAGAAAGUCUGUCAAGUCAUUUGCCUCAAAUCGUUUUCCUUCAAGGUUUAUUACGUUCCCGUCACUUGCGAAAACAUAGGAAGCUCAUCUACUUUUCCUUAAACGAACAACUUAAUACUAUUCACACCUUACAAGCGCUUGCCAGGGGCACAACCAAGCGCCGAGCUAUGCAACGUCUCGAUAAUGAGCUUGAGUUACAUAGCGGCUCAAUUUCGAAAGUUACUGCUCUUCUGAAGGGCUCUUUUAAAAGAUGCAGUAUCAAGUCAUUGGCUACAGCCGUCCGUGACAGUAAAGACCCAGUUGUUUCGCUUCAAGCCCUUUCUAAGGGUGUUUUAGCUCGAUUUGCCCUAGAACUGGUGGCCGAUGUUGUGGAAGCCAAUAACCUAAUGGAAUUCCAAAGCCUGGCUAAGGGAUCCAUUAUCAGGCGAGCCAAUAGACGUUUAGAUGCCUACUACAAAGGGAAAUUGCCAGAGGUUGUCAAGGUUCAAUCCUUCAUCCGAAGCCACCAGCUUAGAGUUGCAUACAUUGAAUUCAUGUCGUCAGCCAACCCGAGUCUCUGGGCGGUCAGAAAGUUUGUUCAUCUUUUGAACAAAAUUUAUACAAGCCACAAGUCCCAAAACAAGUUAGAAUGGUUGAAGUCUCAGAUCGAUCAAGCGAAUAAGUCGAGAGAUAAGCUUCAAGGAAACCUUAACUUGUUGCAGAGAAAAAGCGAGAUUCUUGAAGACUACAACAUUUUUGUUGGCAACUUGAACGGAAAAGCUAGCGUGCUUCAAAACAGUGUUAGCUCGUCCUUCCCAGGCUACGAAAAACUAAUAUACCUUCUGCAAGCAGACCCAUUUUAUUGGAAAACUGUAGCUAGGCUUGACCAAAGUUUUGCAUCCAAAUACCUCGUUAAGACAUUCAGUUCUGCGAAUGGUAUCAUGACCCAGCGAGAAAACGUAUUCUUCGUAAAGCUGGUUGCUGAUCUUAUGAUUACCGACAUUGAAAACUUUAAUAAUGUUCAAGAUUUCCUAAGCGCUAAGCCUCAAGGCUUUUGGCAGGACCUUCUCGUUUCCUAUAUUCAUCGCCAGAUUCCAGAUUUGAUGAAAGAGCUAUUCCAACCCGUCCUUGAUUUUGUUUCAUCAGACCAAGUUGACUUCGAAUCAAUCCCCGCUGUUAUCUAUAGAAAGAUCCACCCUCAUGGGGCCGAUUUGUCUUCGAGCCAGUCGAUUGAGGAUGACACAACAAAACGAGUGUUUGUUCAGAAUUUGACAAGCCUUUGGAAUGCUGUUGAAAUUGUUAGCGAUGCAUUAACGAGGAAUGUCGACAGAAUCAGCGAAGACGUCAAAUUCCUAUGCACUGCCGCAUACAAGGCAGUGGCCGACCGUAGUCCAUAUGAGAGUGACGCCCUACUUGCGAUCUCCAAAAUCUUAAUAGAAGUGAUUGUUGCUUCUUUUCUUAAAGAACCCGCAAAAUUCGGCUCAAGAAAGGUUUCCAUCCAGGCUGAGAAAAAAAUCUCCGUGCUCCUAGAUGUGCUCAUGACAGUCUACUCAUUCACUGAAUUUCAGGGAUACUUAACUCCUUUGAACCAGUAUGCUGAUCAGAUCAGAACCGACCUAGCGUUAUCCCUCAAAAGCAUGCUAACUUCGCCUUCAUUUGAAAAUUUCUGUGACAAGCUCAUAUAUGGCGACAUGUGUCAAGAAACCCGGGCCAGCCUGAGCAUAUCGAAGCAGUACUUGGUUGAUAUUGGCGACAAGCUAAAGUCGACUUUAAGCUCUUUCCCUCAUGAUGACCCCAUUGUGCAGCUCUAUAAAGACAUGUCAAAAAGCCAAGAAAGACAAGCGCUUCGAGCUAGUACUAAUAACAUUGUUGACCUCAGAUUGAAUCCAAGUGCCUACCAACUUUCUUCGAGCGAUGAUAGGCUUAUGUCAGUGUACAACGAGAUCAAAAGGGGACUUGUUUAUAUGAUGCAAGUUGAGGAUGUUGAAACAAAUCUUUAUGAUUUGAUGACAAGCUCAAUACUCAUGAGUGAUGAGCCCAUCUUUCAGGAGUUGGUGCAUAGGACCGAAGCGAUUAAGAGUGAUCCUCUACUGAAAAACCUCGAAUCUCUAAGUUACUUUAAUUUGAAGCAACAUGUUUUAGAGCGGGCAUAUGAGCUCAAGCAAAUGGAUAGCUUAACAAUCGAAGAUGGCCUCCAGAGCAUUCUUAAUGAUAUCGCGAAUACAAUAAAGUCUCGCGAGUACGUGGCGGAGUCUACAAAAAAUGAAGCUCAAACGGCUCAGCAUACAUUGAAGCGCAUUCAAGAUAGCACGUUUCAACUCCAAGAAGCUAUCCGGUCCUUAGAAACGGCGCAAAAGAGAGCAUUGAAAUCCAAGCAAAGCUCAAAUACCUACGCCCCAUCAAAGAAACAUGGCCUAGGCAACAAGCUUAAAGAUGUCUAUAAAAAGGUGAACCAUAAGAGCUACGGCGAAAAGAAUUGUCUAAGCUUAGAGUGGACGACGCGUCACCUUCACGAAAUUGGUGUUUUGAAUGAGGUUGCGGGAGAGAACCUAGGAAAAGUGGCGUUGAGCUUUUUUGGGUCAAAUGGACCCAAGUUUCCUGAUAUCUUGUUCAAAAUUUCAACUUCAGAUGGCGAGGUUUAUGCUGUUGAAAUGAAUGAUGAAAGAAAAGGUGACAAGACCAAACGCUCUGGGACAGACAGCUUUGCUUUUUCAAAGCUUGUGGACACCCUUGCUAAGGAUAAAGCCGCCAAAUUAGAACUCUUUUCCAAGAAGGUUGAGUUCAAUGUUCCUAACCUUUUAAAUCUUGUUGCAACAUCGUUUUUAGGGCGACAAUAA